UGUGUAUUGAGCUUCAAAAUAACAAUAUGAAUCGAUCCAAAUUGUUUGUUGCAUGCAGCAGAAUUUCGUCACGCGCAGUCUUGAGGGUUUCUUAUCCUGGAUCCCGGAGCUCUCUCAUGCCUCGCAGGCUCUACACGAGCGAUAGCUCAGGGGCCACUACACCGAAAUCAACUAAGCCUGGUCUGCAUCCUGGCCAAGUCCGUGGAGCCUUAUCGCAAAAGAAGCUAAUGGAAGCUGCUUUGCCGUUUGUGGCCACCCAUGGCUGGACCACUGAAACCAUAUCACUGGGUGCACAGAAAUUGGGAUACCCUUCAAUUGCACACGGUCUCUUUCCCAAUGGGCCUGCAGAUUUGAUUGAGCUGUUUUUGGAAGACAGUCGACUCAAGUUGGAGAGCGAAAUGGAGCGCAAAAAGGCAGCUGGCGAACUUGACAGUCUCAGUGCAACCGAUAUCGUUCGUUUGGCGGUCAUCACACGUCUUGAAAUGACACGUCCCUACAUCAAACGCUGGCCCGAAGCGCUAGCUGUCAUGGCCCAUCCCACCAACUCUGUCAUGUCAUUUACCCAGCUUGGCAAGUUGGUGGAUGACAUUUGGUUCUAUGCUGGUGAUAAGAGCCCAGACAUGAACUGGUACACAAAGCGAGCUUCUUUGGCGGCUGUGUACACAUCCACAGAACUUUAUAUGACCCAGGACGUUUCUCCCAACUCAGUAGAUACUUUGGGCUUUCUCCAACGUAGACUUGAGCAAGCUGAAUUUGUUGGUUCCGGUAUGAAGCAGCUCGGAACGAUGCUUGAUUUUGGUGCACGUAGCUUUGUAGGAAUGGUCGCAUCGGUAAGUAAUAGGAAACGACUGGAAUAGGUUGUAAAACAGCCGUAAGCUUACUUGCCUGCCAUCUCCAGCGUGGAAACAAGAUUUAAAAAUGUCCAAGAUUCUCUACAAGACAUCUCAUAAGCCGUCACAUUCGUCAUGUCUAAAUCACCACAAUUCCAUUAUAGAACAUAUCUCAUACAAUUGCCCAUAACAUCUCCCAACUCAGUGGAAUAUAUAAAUUUACACUAUUAUUUCGAAAGUUUCUCGCAUAAAAUAACGAAUGAUUUUACCUUCAAGCAAAAUUUUAACAUUUGCUUACAUGGAUG
Molecule: messenger RNA, 1135 nt
Organism: Umbelopsis ramanniana AG
Lineage: Eukaryota; Fungi; Mucoromycota; Umbelopsidomycetes; Umbelopsidales; Umbelopsidaceae
Exons: 5
Coding region: 27-857 (276 amino acids)
Biological process (GO): ubiquinone biosynthetic process
Cellular component (GO): mitochondrial inner membrane
Molecular function (GO): lipid binding
Source: RefSeq, a predicted model, not a curated record